AUGCCCCCACGUCUUUCGCGCUGCUGCUGCGCCUGGGCAUCGCGGCUGCUGGGCGCCUCAGCCUUGCUCUUUAUUUGCUUUUCCUCCCUCGUGCUGCGUCCCAUCCCCCAGUCGCGGGUCGGCGACAACGUGGGUGCAGGCUCCUCGCCGUCGCUGCGUACAGGAAGCACUUGCUACACGGGGCACUCGCUGUUCGCGGCGGCCGCCGAAGACCAGAGCCGGGCGGGUGGCGAAGCGGCGGAUGAGGCGACUGCGGGCGCCAGACGCGACGAGGACGGCGCAGGCCCUGGGGACCCACGGUGGGGACGAGCGGCCCGCGCGUCAACUGGAGGGCCUUCGGACGACGAGGAUGCAGAGGGUCGAGUCAAACGGCGCGAAAGAGCGAAGGAGAAGCUCGCGAGGGGCGAGACUCUCUCCGCGUCGCGGGACGGAGGCGGCUCAGGCGAGGCCCGCGCAAGUAACGACGGCGCGCAAGCGGCUGCACACUCUUUCGAGGAAAAUUCGUACUGGUUCUCGCGAGGCCCCUGGCUGUACCUGGGCGGCGCCCCGCCUGCGGUCCGCAAAGCCGGCGCGCCUCAAAAGGCCGGCCCAGAGAACAUCGCGAGUCUGCUCAACCACGUCGGCGGCCUGAACCGUGAGCUCGCGCUGGAUCUCCAGGGAAAACAAAUUCUGACCACGCAGAUUAUCGACUCGACGGCGCUCGCACUCAACGCGAAGAGUCAGCAGCUUGGCGGGCUCGAGAAGGCGAUCGGCACCCUGAAGUCGAAUGCCCGCCUGGGUCAGUGGAGGAUAGGCAAGUUCUUGGACCUCAUGCGCGUGCGAGCCGCAGAGCGGCAAGCGCUUUUCCUUGACCGACUGAACAACGUUCGCGAUCGCAUCAACGGCGUGGCAGGGUCGGUCGUCUUGCAGACGAUGGGGGAACUCCGCGGCGUCGUGGAAUACCUCAGGAGCGAUGCCGACGCGCUUCUCCUCGGCGAAAAGUACAGCAGCCGAUUCAAGCAAGUCGAGUUGCAAGUUCAGAGCAACGCGACGAAGCUCCAAGAGCUCCGCGGGACGUUGGAACAAGCUCGCGCGCGCGUUUCGACAUGGGCUGACGGCAUCUCGGAUAUCAUCGAGCAGAUGGGGCGGAACGCGUCGCUGCUUGUUCAGGCUGGGCAAGAGAGGUUCGUGGACGCGACUGCGUUGAUCCUGAAACAGAAGGAAGAGGAGUUUUCUCUCGUUCUUUCGACCCCGCGCGUCGAGCUGACCUACGUGGACAUGGUUGUCGACCGCAUUCUGAGCGACUUCAAAAAGCAAAGCGUCAGCAUCGUGGACUUGAGUUCGUGGCUCAUCAACGGAAACAAGAGCGGCGCAGGCCUUGCGACGGUCGACGAGGUCGCCACGCGGCUGCUGGCUAGACUGCGAAGGCAGGACCCUCAUCUGAAUGUUCGCCCGGUCUUUUGCUACAUUCCGCCGUACGCCGCGGUCCGGAACCUGGAUCGCAUGCGGUUUCACGUCGUGCCGACUCCGAGGACUAUCCAGAUGGCACUCGCUCAGCUGCAGAAGGCUGGCAUCCCGCGCGGCUUUUCGCUUGUCUCCUUCAACCAGGUGCUAGUGGAGGCGCAGGUCGUCGCCUUCGACAAGUCGGGGCGACGUGCAACCUCGGCCCUCGCAUUGCUAGAUCCUCGAGAUAGCGACAGCGGCGGUGUGGUUCUGUCGCGAACUGACGUCUACGGCCUCGCCUUUCAGCGGAGUCUCGCCGGUCCCAACAAAGCCCUUGCGCUGCAGGCGCUGCGCGCCACGGGGCAGAAUGCGAAAGUCCUCAUUGUCUUCGCCGGAGAACGACCAGCGACGACUGCGGCUCAUCAGGCUUCGCUGAUGCAGCGGUCGGUUUCGUACUUGACCGAAGCGGGUCUCCGCGCGUACGAGUUCGCCACCUACUCGCGCGCGCCUGCGCCGGAACUCGAGCGGCUGACUAGGCGGCUGAACGCCGAGCUUCGCUUCUUCACGACGAUUGAGAGGAAUUGCAACAAGCGUCUCGUCUCCGCGCAGCUGCCCGAAGGCGCAGAGGAGUGGCUUCGCCUCCCGCCCGUCGACUUGGGUCUCUACAGAAUCUACCACUCCAGCAGGACUGCAGUUUUAGCCUCCUUCUCCGACGUGCCUCUGCCGGCGCUUCCUCUCUCGUCUCUGUUCAGGUCGUCGGUGGCUAUACUGCGGCUGGAGAUUGCGCGGUCGAGGCACGGGCGCCGCGAGUACGCGGCACCGCCGCGCGCAGCACUCACGCACGCGCUGUUGGUGCUUCUGGCGCAGCCGAUUGACGGCGAUGCCGUCGUGACGGUUCACACGCAGGUGACGUCUGACACGCGCUUGAGCUGGGUGAAGCGCAAGCGGGCGCGCGCGUCCGUGGUCCUGUCCACGAGCGUCGGUCCGCCGCUCUACGUGAGCAGCGUGGCGAUCGCGGACUUCCGGAGCGACUACGUAGCGCCCAAGGCGAUUCUCGAGUCGGUGGCUGACUACGUGGCCAGAAACUUCCUCUCGCAGAACUUCGUGAAGUACAGGCACAAGCUCGAGGGCCGCGUCGUGUAUAUUCAGAUCUGCCUCCUGGGGGUUCACUGCUGA
Besnoitia besnoiti is the source of this 2598-nucleotide messenger RNA. RefSeq lists its product as uncharacterized. The record is from RefSeq and is a predicted model, not a curated record. NCBI's taxonomy places the organism in Eukaryota, Apicomplexa, Conoidasida, Eucoccidiorida, Sarcocystidae. The transcript has 9 exons. Bases 1 to 2598 code for a protein of 865 amino acids.